Molecule: messenger RNA, 1837 nt
Organism: Dioscorea cayenensis subsp. rotundata (Guinea yam)
Lineage: Eukaryota; Viridiplantae; Streptophyta; Magnoliopsida; Dioscoreales; Dioscoreaceae
Product: scarecrow-like protein 3
Exons: 1
Coding region: 333-1739 (468 amino acids)
Biological process (GO): regulation of DNA-templated transcription
Cellular component (GO): nucleus
Molecular function (GO): sequence-specific DNA binding; DNA-binding transcription factor activity
Source: RefSeq, a predicted model, not a curated record
AGGCCCUUAGCUGUCAACAAAUUACAAACGAGUAACGCAUGGCAUGGAAGAGGCUCCUUACAAGGACACACACACUCACAAAUUCCAUAUUCUCCCACGCUCCCAAGCAUGCAGACCAAUUCGAUGAGGACAAAGCACUCCGCGUUUGUCCCCAUGCCUCUCACCAAAUCCAGGUUCAAACCUCUUUUUCUCCUCCCAAACCUCCCCCUCUCCUUCACUCUACCGCAAUCUCAUCCCCAAAGUACAACCCUUCCUCCUCUUUUUCAUCCCAAACUUAACCUCAUGUCACCACUUCUUGUUUUUUUUUUUCUUUCUAGAGAAAUAACUUUGAGAUGACCCACGAGUACAUGUCCAUCUCUCCGAGCACGACGUCGGCCUUGGGGUCACCAUUCAGUACUCCGUCUACACGCGAGCUCAAGUCCGACGAGCGCGGGAUUUAUUUGAUCCAACUCUUACUCAGAUGCGCCGAGCAAGUCUCGGCCAACUCCUUUGACCAAACUAACCAAUGUCUCGAGCACAUCUCCAUGCUCGCCUCCCCAACGGGCGACACCGUGCAACGCAUAGCGUCCUGCUUCACCCAUGCCCUCGCUCUCCGAGUCCUCAGCUCCUGGCGUGGCUUCUACAUCGUCCUCAACCCUCCUCCUCCGACUCCCGCCGAGUCCCUCGCCGCCCGCCGCCACUUUUUCGACCUCUGCCCUUUCCUCCGUCUCUCUUACAUGAUCUCCAACCAAGCCAUCAUGGAAACCAUGGAAGGCGAGAAGAUGAUCCACAUCAUUGACCUCAGUUUCUCUGACCCAGCCCAAUGGGUUCCCCUUCUCCACCUCCUCAGAGACCGCAAAGAAGGCCCUCCUCACCUCCGAAUCACCGGCAUUAACGAACACAAACAACUCCUCGACCACACUGCGGUUCUCUUAUCCGAAGAAGCCGAACGUCUCGACAUCCCUUUCCAGUUCAACCAGGUCGUAUCCAGGCUCGACAACCUCGACCCCAACCUAGUCCGGAUCAAAACUGGCGAAGCUCUCGCCAUCUCUUCUGUUCUUCAGCUCCAUUGUUUGCUCGCUUCCGAUGAUGACGCCGCAGCCGCGCGUAAGGGAACUCCAUUUCUCACGUCCAGGAACUCUUGCAGCAUCGCCCAGUUCCAUAGGAUUGUUCAAAUGAGUCAAGGAACACUUGGGGAGUUACUUGAGAAAGACAUUUUGCUUAAUGGCUAUAGUAUGAGUCCUGAUUCGGCUUCUUCGUCUCCGUUUGGUCUUCCACCUGCGCCGAAGAUGGAGAGAUUCUUGUCAUGGCUCUGUGGUCUCUCACCAAAGGUCAUGGUUGUCACUGAGCAAGAGUCAAACCAUAAUGGGUUUAGUAUGAAUGAAAGGUUCAUGGAAUCCUUAAACUACUACGCGGCGUUGUUUGAUUGCUUAGAGUCAACGAUGGCGAGGCCAUCCGCGGAGAGGAUGAAGGUGGAGAAGCUGGUGUGGGGGGAGGAGAUAAGGAACAUAGUGGCUUGUGAAGGUGUGGAGAGGAGGGAGAGACAUGAGAAGCUUGAGAAAUGGGUGCACAGAAUGGAGAUGGCCGGGUUUGGUAGUGUGCCGUUAGGGUACUACACGUUGUUGCAGGCCAGGAGGUUGUUGCAGGGCUUUGGGUGUGAAGGCUAUAAGAUCAGGGAAGAGAAUGGUUUUCUUCAUCUUUGUUGGCAGGAUCGAUCUCUUUUCUCUGUUUCCGCUUGGAGACGCAGGAGGUUUGAUUGAUUUUUUUUACUCCUUUGUUUUUUUCUUUUUUUAUAUAAAGUUUUCUUGAUCUUGAAUGGAUGAUUAUAGAUUUUAAUGAAUGACUUUUCUUCUUCUUA